Messenger RNA from Metarhizium robertsii ARSEF 23, 3660 nucleotides. RefSeq names its product NAD(P)-binding domain protein. NCBI's taxonomy places the organism in Eukaryota, Fungi, Ascomycota, Sordariomycetes, Hypocreales, Clavicipitaceae. Bases 1 to 3660 code for a protein of 1219 amino acids. Gene Ontology annotation, molecular function: protein binding. The transcript has 6 exons. The record is from RefSeq and is a predicted model, not a curated record.
AUGGCGACCGUGGAAGCUUCAACUCCUGUGGCAGAUACCGGGCUCACCAUCCUGAGUGAUCCCACCGACGCGGUGAUUGAUAUCGUCUUCGUGCACGGCCUCCAGGGACAUCCACAGAAUACUUGGACGUAUAGGUCGAGACCAGCUCGAAGCCAGUCCGGGCGGGACCUAUCGCCCUCAACAGUCUCCAAAAUCGACAAGAAACGAUUUUCCGGCCUGUCAAGUAAACUCGGGAAACGCAAAUACCUAGAGCCUGGACUAUCUGAAGAAGUUCAAGUCGACCAGGCAGAUUGCAAAGGAGAAGAGAGAGGCCAAGAAAAAGAUGUCUUCUGGCCAAGAGACCUGCUCAAAAAUGACUUCCCCAAGGCGAGGAUCAUGACAUUCGGCUACAACACCAAUAUUUCUCAAGGCUACCAUGCCGCACAUCAAGGUAACAUUUUCACACACGCGAGAAACCUAUUAUACGACUUAGAAGCAAAGAGAAGGAAGGCGGCAGACCGAGAUUUGGUCUUUAUCGCGCACUCGCUCGGUGGGAUCUUGGUGAAAGAGGUAUUGCGGCGCUCUGAGACUGAUCCAGACGCAAAGAUUAAAAAAGUAUUCACGUCAACUACUGGGGUCUUCUUCUUUGGCACUCCGCAUCGAGGAAGUGGGGACUGGGCGUCGUUCGGGGAAGGCGUUGCGGGCGUUGCGAGUCGUCUCCUGGGCGUGGACACAAAUAGUCAGGUCAUCCAUGCGCUGGUGCCCAGUGGUCCUGAACUUGAAUUGUGCCGGGAGUCGUUCACGACACAGUGGGUACAACGAGGGGAUAGUCUUGUCGUAAGGACUUUUCAAGAAUCGAAGGGAGUAACUGGCGUUCGAUGGGGAGGAUUUAAUAAACUGAUCGUACCUCCGGAUUCCUCCUCGCUAGAUCAUCCGAAUCAGCGGGCUCGGACGAUAGAUGAGGACCAUAUAGGGAUGGUCAAGUUUAAAGGAAGGGACGAUAGAGCAUAUCAGAGUGUGAGAGAAGAUAUCGAAGAGCUGGUUGAUCAAGCGGCAACAGGGACGAGAGGCGCAUCAACUAAUAUUGCUCGGGAAGACCGGGAAUGCAUCCAACACUUACGCCUCACCGAUCCACGGGAUGACAAGAAGCGCAUCGAGAAAACUAAGGGCGGUCUGCUGGAGAGUUUGUGCCGCUGGAUCUUCGACAACAACGCUUUUCAACAAUGGCGUGACGACCAGCAGAGUCGAGUGCUUUGGAUCAAGGGCGACCCUGGCAAGGGAAAGACGAUGCUGCUCUGUGGCAUCAUCAACGAGUUGCAGAAGAAGGCCACGAAUCAAGUGGUCUACUUCUUCUGCCAAGGCACAGACUCUCGGCUGAACAGCGCCACGGCCGUGCUGAGGGGUCUAGUCUAUGUAUUGGUGGACCAGCAGCCAGCGCUCGUCUCCCACAUACGGAAGAAGUAUGACAAGGCAGGAAAGCAACUCUUCGAGGAUCUAAAUGUCUGGGAUGCACUGUCCGAGAUAUUCAAAAACAUGCUGCGAGACCCGAGCCUGAAGAGCACCUACUUCAUCGUCGAUGCACUCGACGAAUGCACAACAGACUUACGGCAACUUCUCGACCUGAUCGUCCAGACGUCCUCGUCUGAAUCUCGUGCCAAGUGGAUUGUGUCCAGCCGUAAUGAAAUCAGCAUAGAGCGGGGCCUGCGGCUUGGUGAAUCGCGGACGAGGCUCAGUCUAGAGCUGAAAGAAAACGCGGAGCAAGUAUCUCAUGCCGUUGGCGAAUAUAUCCGCCACCGCGUUUCCGAAUUGGUAGAAAUACAGAAUGACAAACGCCUUCAAGAGCAAGUCCGGGAGAAAAUGCAAGCAAGGGCCAAUGGCACGUUUCUCUGGGUAUCUCUCGUCAUUAAAGAGCUCAAAGACGAAAACCUUAUGAGCUGGGACUUCCUAAAGGUCAUUGAUGAAAUGCCCACAGAGUUGAACGACCUGUAUGGUCGAAUGUUGGAGCAGAUUGAACGGCUGACUCGUGGAAAUCCGGAACUUUGCAGGCGUGUGCUUUCGACUGUUACUGUUGCAUAUCGCCCACUUCACCUCCAGGAACUCCAUCUUUUGUCUAGUUUGCCUGAGCCUGCAGGGGAUACGAGCGUAUAUCGGUCGACUGAGAAGAUAGUCAGCAUGUGCGGGUCAUUCCUUACCAUCCGAGACGAGCAAGUCUUCAUCGUUCACCAAUCAGCAAAAGAGUAUCUGGAAGAAAACGGUGGGUCAAGGCUUCGCGCAGAUGGAAUUCGUCAAGUGCACAUGGACCUUGGUACACGUUCCAUUGAAGCAAUGUCCUCGGCUCUGCGACAAAACAUGUACGGUCUCGAUUACGGCUUCAAGCCAGAGGAUAUGCGGCCCCCCCAGCCAGACCCGCUGGCUCCAAUACGAUACUCCUGCGUCUUCUGGGCUGACCACCUCACCGAAAACGGCGAAAGCCCCCAGUCCAAGGAGCCGCUGGGGGAUGACGGAAUAGUGUUUGCGUUUCUAAAGGACAGGCUCCUUCACUGGCUCGAAAGCCUGUCCCUCCUGGGAAAGCUCCCGGAAGGCACGCACUUGAUAAGAAAGCUUCUGCACCAUGUCCAGGGAUCAAGUGCCAGUCAUCAACUUACUGAGUUCUUGGAAGAUGCAGAUAAGUUUGUGCGUAGCCACUCAGACAUCAUUGACCAGGCUCCCAUGCAGACAUAUGGCUCCGCACUCGCAUUCAGCCCAUCGACAAGUAAAGUCCGGAAUGCGCAAUGGAAUUAUAGGUUGCCAUUCAUUCAGAACAUUGCAGGCACUAGAUCAGACUGGAACGUACUUCAGCAGACGCUCGAGGGUCACGGCGACUGGGUCACAGCCGUGUUUUUUUCGCCCGACGGCAAGAUGCUCGCCUCGGCUUCAGUUGACACGACCGUCCGAUUCUGGGACGCAGCCACAGGAAACGAACGGCAGACGCUCGAGGGACACGACGACUGGGUCACGGCCGUGGUCUUCUCGCCCGACGGCAAGACGCUUGCCUCGGCUUCAAGGGACAGGACCGUCCGUAUCUGGGACGCGGCCACGGGAAACCAACGGCAGACGCUCAAGGGUCACGGACACCUUAUUCUGAUAACGCUUAAGGGACACGCUGACUGGGUCAUGGACGUGGCCUUCUCGCCCGAUGGUAAGAUGCUCGCCCCGGCUUCAAGGGACACGACCGUCCGUAUCUGGGACGCGGCCGCGGGAAGCCAACGGCAGACGCUCGAGGGACACGGCGGCCCGGUCACGGCCGUGGCCUUCUCGCCUGAUGGUAAGAUGUUCGCCUCGGCUUCAUACGACAUGACCGUCCGACUCUGGGACGCGGCCACGGGAAACCAACGGCAGACGCUCAAGGGUCACGGACACCUUAUCAUGAGGGUGGCCUUCUCGCCUGACGGCAGAUACCUGAGGACGGAUUAUGGGUCGCGCCGACUAUCCUCCGCGUCUUCCUCAUCUGAGGAGUGUUCUGACGACAAUCCUUCUGAUCAUGCUUUGUAUGUCAAAAAUGAGUGGAUAACUCUGGAUGACGUGGAGAGUCUAUGGCUUCCUCCUAAUUACAGGGCUACUAUAGUAGCCCUGUAUGGGAAUAAGGUUGUGUUGGGGCAUCUGUCUGGCAGACUAACGUUCCUGGAUAUCAAAUUUGCAUGA